AGCCGAGCCAGCUGAGCGGCCGCGACGCCUCCCCUUCGCCGCCUCUCGCGCGCUCCGGUCCGGGCUGGGCGGCGCGGCUGGCCCCGCGGCUCCUCUUGCGCCUGGCCUCCUCGGUGGUGGCCUCCCCCGGACGGGCCGGCAUGUGCAGCCUGGGCUGCUGCGCCUCCUACCGCCUCCGCGACGGCCUACACCCUCUGUGGCAGAGCCCAAUUACGAUUCCUGGAGGGAGUCGACAGUCUCCGAUCAACAUCCAGUGGAGAGACAGUGUCUACGACCCUCACCUUCAACCCUUGGAAAUAUGCUACGACCCGGCCAGCUGCCUUCAUAUGUGGAACAACGGCUACUGCUUCCUGGUCGAGUUUGAGGAUUCCACAGAGAAAUCAUUUAUUACAGGAGGCCCGUUGAAAAACUUGUACCGGCUGAAACAGUUCCAUUUUCACUGGGGGGCCAUCAAUGAGUGGGGCUCUGAACACACAGUGGACUGUAAAGUUUUCCCAGCAGAGCUACAUUUAGUGCACUGGAAUUCUUGCAAAUUUUCAAGUUUUGAAGAAGCCGUAAUGGAGGAUGACGGUCUGGCCGUCAUUGGAGUCUUUUUGAAGAUUGGGGUCCGGCACAGUGGGUUGCAGAAGCUGGUCGAAGCCUUGCCAUCAAUUAAACACAAGGAUACGCUUGUUGAAUUUGAUGUAUUUGAUCCAUCCUGCUUGCUGCCAUCCUGCCCUGAUUAUUGGACAUACUCGGGGUCUUUGACCACCCCGCCGCUAACCGAGUCCGUCACCUGGAUCAUCAAGAAGCAGCCAAUAGAAGUUGAUGAAGACCAGCUUGAGAUGUUUCGGAUGCUACUCUUUACCUCCCUCGGAGAGGAAGAGCACCAGAUGGUGGACAACUUCCGUCCCCUUCAGCCACUGAUGGACCGGACUGUCCGCUCUUCCUUCCCAAGCCAGUACCGGCUGAGCAUCGAACCGGAAUCGGAGAAGCACGCUCUGCCUGCCAGCCAACAAGUGCCUCUCAAGGGGACUGUGCAUCUUUAAGAGGAAAACAGGAUCAGAAAUGUCACUAGCACUUUAUGUAUAAACUAAGAGUAUAUCUGACUGCCUGUUCGAGGUCUGCAGUUGCUUUAAAGGGGUUAGGGUGAGUCUUGCCUUCUGUUCUCCACAUGGGCUAUCUCCUCUGCAAUAGAACAACCUGCUUUAAUGAAACCCCUUUUGCAAGUAAAGCAAUUCAUAACGUGCCUAGAAUUCUAAGCCUUACCCAGUAUUGGGACUCCUCUCUGUAUCUUUGACCAAUCCUCGGUGGUGUGAACUGAAUGGCAAAAGGUGUCCCCAAGUGGACAUUUCUAAGGAAAACAGUGGGCCAGUGGGUGUCUUAAGCACAACAGUUUUUUGUGAAAGGAAAUAGACUUUGGAUUUAGGGCUGGAGCUUUUUUCCAACCUGGUGCUUCUCUUAGUCCAUAAAGUCCAAUGUUUUCCACCACUGAAAUAUAGAACCUCUUACUUUAUAAGCAGCUGUUUUUGUUUUUCACUGUAUCUUGGCCUCUUUCAAGAGGCAUCCAGUUGUUGCUAUUUUGGGACCAGAAAACGAGAGAGCUUGCUCUGCAAACUAGGAAGAACAUACAGUUCAGUUCUCAGGAGAGUUACUCUAAUCUAAGCCCAUUCAUUUCAAGGGGCUUAGAUUGCAAAUCCAUAGGAUUGCACUGUUGAUUUCCAAUGGAUCCCAGAAUAUGAGCACAGUUCCUUAGAAGCACAGUUCUAGUAAACCCAAAAGCAGUGACACCCGGGGACAGAGUUUGGACUAUCAAGUUGUGUAUGAACACACGCUGAUUGUGUAUGAACACACCUUACAGAGGCUUGACUUCCAGGCUUAUAAAAAUACUUUUUUAAACCCAACACUGCAAACGGAAUGCUUGUAAGGAGGAUUCUAAUGUUUAGGAAGGUUCUACAAAGUAUUUGUGCCUACAAAUAACAGUAUUUUGUAACAGCUAUCCUGUGCCUAAAUUAAUCAACAGCCUUUGUGUUAAAAGAUUCCUCAUUCCAUUUGCCCAAGUACCACAUAAUAAUACUGGGGAGUCUUCUGUUACAGUUUCCAUGGUAAAUAUCUAAGUGGAAAUAAACCUUCCUGAAAAGGUGUUUUGUUCGUUUUUUAAUGUCUAAUCAGAUGAUGCAUUUAAAUGAGAGUAAGCUGGGGACCCUUUUCGGCCGUGAUCACUUGGUGUAAAAGCUUCUGUUUAAGUGCCUGUAAUUAUAUCAAGCUUUGCAAAAUGGUAAUAUGACUUGCUUUGCUAUGACCAAUUGUUUUCCUCUUUCUGACAUAGACCGGUUGUCUUCUCACGCCAAAUGUAACUUGAGUGUGACAGAAAUUAAAAUGUGGUCAAUGCCAUCCUCAAUACCUUCUAACUAAUUUGAGAUGGAGUAAGGGUUGAGAAUAAGAGUAGAACUGGGACCUUUGGGGUGCUGUUGUACGCAUGGUUACGUUUAUACAUCUGCUAGGAAACAGGAUCAACUUGUAUACAUAUAAAGGAAACUGUCUCAUUCCUUAUGAUGUCAAGCAGGGGUUUAUUUCCCUGGUCAUUUUGUGACAUUCUUAGUGUAUACAUCCAUCUCUCUUAUAUUCCUGCUGUUAACUUUUGCUACGUGUAUUGUCUUCGAAUUAGCUCAGAGCAAUACGCCGAUUUUGGUGGCAUUUAUGUCUCUCGGAUUAGAGACUGGCAAAAGAAAUGUUUCAGCUGUUACACUUUUUAAAAAAUCAUAUACAUUGCUGCCUCUAUUUAAAAACACAAUAAAUAUUUAUGAAUUCUUUA
This is a messenger RNA of Sphaerodactylus townsendi, 2794 nucleotides long. It is a transcript of the gene CA5A, whose product is annotated as carbonic anhydrase 5A. Lineage: Eukaryota; Metazoa; Chordata; Lepidosauria; Squamata; Sphaerodactylidae. Gene Ontology annotation, molecular function: carbonate dehydratase activity; zinc ion binding. The record is from RefSeq and is a predicted model, not a curated record. Bases 141 to 1028 code for a protein of 295 amino acids. Gene Ontology annotation, cellular component: cytoplasm; mitochondrion. The transcript is spliced from 7 exons.